GAUUGAAUUUAUUUCCCCUGAAUGAGUUUUAAUGUGUUUAGCUCUGUAUUUCUGGAUUUUUUCAUCCAACUCAAAAUCCGAAACCUCUGAGGCUAGGAGGUUAUUUUUGCCUUGUAGUAGAUGAGAGAUUAGAACGGGAAUUCAUAAUGAGGUGGGAAACCUCUGAUAUUGUGCUGGAUCAUCUUAAAUAUUAGCUUCAGAGUCUUAUUCAUCCUCAAUAUGGCUCUCUAAUUAUCUAUUUCCUUCAGGGAAGAAGUUUUUGGAUAAUUAAAUUAUUUAUCUAAAAUUUAAAUGGCCAAUGGAGGUGAUUAACCUGGCUGAAUUAAAGCAUUAAAGUGAUCAAACCUCCUUGAGAUAAAGCCCAGGAAUAAUGAACUAGCUUAACUUAGUGCCCUAUAUAUAUUUCCGUGUUGAUAAUGCUUUUUAGCGAUAUUAAAUCGAUCGAUUUCUUACAACCAAGAUAUGUUCAUUUCUUUACAAAUUCUUCCUGACAAACUUUGAUAAAGAAGGUUGAGCCAAACACAGUAGAGACAUAUUUGAAAAAAUGUAAUUCUCGCUUAUUGCAAUCUAGUAAGCUCGUAUAUAUCCUCUUCUUCAUGAUCAUCUUAGCUUCAUGACGAGGUUGUCAGAUUUCCUGGUUUGUUUGCUGACUUGUUAAUUAGGAUUUUACAAUCAUUUCUACUGCCAACUCCAGUAAGUCUUCCAGGAAUAAUGGGAUGAUUGCUACUCGAUUAAAUGCUUGGUAUGCUAGUCUUAUUGCUGAAAUAGUUUUUAGAAACUCUCCUUUUCAGUAUUUCAUAAAAUCAUCCGAUGUUUUGGAAAUCUUUCGAAGGAAAUGGUAGAACAAAACAAAUGCAAUAAAAGAACUUGGCUUAUGAUCGAAUGACUGGUUUUUUGUAGGAUCAACAGAACUCUAUUUAUUAGAUUAUUCUCCCAUUUAUCUUGCGAAACUGUCUGAGUUUUUCAUCUGGUGAAGUCGAUCUUCUUUAUAGGAAACUUAUCAGAACCGAUUUUAAACCAACUCUUUAUCUUCCAAAUAAGUUUGAAUAAUAAUGAGAGGUGCUGGAAUUAAUAUGAAACUGUCAAGCCAGUCUUUCAGAAGAGAAUACAUUCAAUAUUAACAAGGUUUACAUGCCAGAUA
Messenger RNA from Moneuplotes crassus, 1141 nucleotides. The record is from the annotation of a GenBank genome assembly. Lineage: Eukaryota; Ciliophora; Spirotrichea; Euplotida; Euplotidae.